This is a messenger RNA of Lotus japonicus, 1170 nucleotides long. Its product is annotated as F-box/kelch-repeat protein At3g23880-like. Gene Ontology annotation, molecular function: protein binding. The record is from RefSeq and is a predicted model, not a curated record. The coding region runs from base 1 to 1170 and encodes 389 amino acids. NCBI's taxonomy places the organism in Eukaryota, Viridiplantae, Streptophyta, Magnoliopsida, Fabales, Fabaceae. The transcript has 2 exons.
AUGAAUAAUCCCCAUGUUGUUCCCAUUCUCCCUUCGGAACUCGUGGAGGAAAUCAUUUCACGGCUUCCCGUGAAAACCCUAAUGCAACUCAUAUCCGUUUCCAAGUCAUGGAAAUCACUCAUCAUCGAUGAUCCAAAAUUCGCGAAAUUGCACCUCAAGAAUUCGCCCAAAAAGACGCACUUCAUCAUCAAUUUUGAAGAUGAGAUCGAUUACAUUGACGUGGAUACUUGUUUCAUUUCGUGCUCCGUGCAGCGUUUUCUAAAGGAGCCUUCAUCCACAGUCGACGAAGGCAAGUGCUACCGUUUGAAGGGAACAAAUUCAGUUGUUGGCUCCUGCAACGGCUUGGUUUGUUUGGGAAACUUUUAUGAUGUUGCCCUAAUUAAAGAAUUUUGGGUCCAGCUCUGGAACCCUGUUAUGCGCUUGAGUUCUAAGAAGUCACCAACCUUGAAAAUCAACUCGCAGACUGAAGAGUUUGGGCCAUGUGAUAAGAUGAAUUAUGGGUUCGGCUAUGAUGAUUCGCAUGAUGCGUACAAGGUGGUGGUGGUGUUUUGGAAUUGCACUGAGCAGAAAAUGGAGACAAUGGUUCAUUGCAUGGGUGAUAGUUGUUGGAGAAAAAAAUCCAGCGAUCCUAACUUCCCACUUCUGCUGAAACAAGUCAAUGGUCAGUUUGUGGGUGGUUGCCUUAACUGGUUAGCACUUGACAAGGUGAAUGAUCUCAACUAUCAAUGGAACAAUGUUACUCUCAAGAACUUGGUGAUUGUUUCUUUUGACAUGCGUGAUGAGAUAUAUAAAUUUAUAUCACUGCCCGAGGGUGUUAGAGAUGUGCCUCAUGUCGAGCCAGAUCUUGGGAUUUUAGGGAAUCACAUGUGUCUUUUCCAUCACAGUAAAAGAGCUGAAAUUGUUGUGUGGCAAAUGAGAGAGUAUGGAGUUCAAAAGUCUUGGACUCAAUUAGUGAGAAUCGGUUAUCAGGAUCCACAAUGUGAUGAUUCUGUGCUUCGUCCGUUGUCGAUGUGCUUGUCUGAAGAUGGUGACUUUCUGUUGCUCACCUACGCUGCAGGGGUGGUAAUAUUCAUGUGUAAAUUAAGAGAUAAUAGUGUGGAGUAUACUGAACUUCCUGACAAAGAUUGGUUGAGUAUCAGUAGUUAUGUACCAAGUCUAAUUGCGCCUUAA